AUGCCUCGAAAAAUGGUGUUGCUCAAGAAGCAGUGCAGAAUAUUAAAAGAGCUAGUAAAACCAUGACGGAGGGAGAGGCAAGGCAGAUUCUUGGCGUCACUGAGAAUUCAUCAUGGGAAGAAAUUGUGCAGAAGUAUGACAACUUGUUUGAGCGAAAUGCUAAAAAUGGGAGCUUUUACCUUCAGUCAAAGGUUCACAGAGCUAAAGAGUGUUUAGAAGCAGUUUACCAACCUAAAGAACCAGAAACAAAAUAAGUGAACCUCGAACAAAAGACCGAUCUCGUCAUCAACUCGACUAAGAGUUCCGAAUCCAAAAAGGAAAACUCCUCCAGAUGAUUAGUGUAUAUCUUUGGUGCUGGUGAAUACCUAGUUAGCUCCUUGGAUCUUUCUCAAAAUUAAUUUGGCUGACAGCAGCAUGAGGUUCUUCUAGACACGCACAAAAUCGUAGAAUACGUUUGUGUUAAUAAAGAUAUCAUAAUUCCUUAAGUAGCUAACGAGUAAAAAGAGUGCUAAAACACUCUAAACGUUUUGGUGCGUCAUUUUAAGUUAUAGGAGUAUUCAUUAUUCAGGCUUUUUCACUACUAAUUACUGUAUAUAUUUAAGAUUCACAAUACAUAUGAUCGCUAUAGUUGAGAACACAGACUACUUGCUUCACAAAAAUGUUGAGACUA
Nicotiana attenuata is the source of this 670-nucleotide messenger RNA. Its product is annotated as mitochondrial import inner membrane translocase subunit PAM16 like 2-like. The record is from RefSeq and is a predicted model, not a curated record. Gene Ontology annotation, biological process: protein import into mitochondrial matrix. NCBI's taxonomy places the organism in Eukaryota, Viridiplantae, Streptophyta, Magnoliopsida, Solanales, Solanaceae. Gene Ontology annotation, cellular component: TIM23 mitochondrial import inner membrane translocase complex.